UCUAUGGAGGGGCCCUGGGACCCCAGCCCCAAGGGAUGCCAAGCCUUGGGCCUCCCUUUUUGGGCCCCUGAGCUGGCCAAGUGAUCUCCAGCCCCAACCCUCUCCGCUUUGCCCUUGGCUGGCUUUGAGAAGGGGGCACAGAAGGGGCAGAAGAGUGGUGCCAGGCCAAAAGGGAGCUUACCCCAGUUGCCAUGCCGCCCUUUGCCCCCUCUGCCAACUGGAAGGGGCUGGCUGUUACUGGUGGCUCUGGCCAUGCCUGGCAAAGCCUCGAAGUGGGGGGGCUGGUACUGGGGACCAGGGUUCAAAUGCUGCCACUCAGCCAUGGACAAAGGCACACUCUUUCAGCCUCCAAAGAGAAACCCAUACUCCAGUUGGACACCAGUGCUGUGGAAUUCUGGGAAGUGCUUGUUGCAGCACCAAAAGGAACUCCCCCUCCCCAAAAAAAGCUUUGAACCCAGUGGUGUCCCUUUCCCUCCUCUCUUUCUGGCCCCAAAUAAGAAGCUCCAAGAAGAAGGGCCCAGUCCCACCCCCUUCUUCUGCCAUGCAGAAAGUCUCUCCCAAAGCAUGCCUAGUGGCAGAGGGCCAGCCAGCAGCAGCCAAGGGAAGGCCUUUGGGGAGGGGGCCCUGUCUGGAAGGAGCUCUCUAGCUGCACCAAAGGUAUAGGGUUCCAAGGGUAAGCCAAGAAAGGAGACCCACCUCCGGCCCAGGGAAGGCCUGGCCUGGCCCUCCUCCUCCUCCUCCUCCUGCUGCAGCAGACUGCCCUCCAAGACCCCCAGGGACUACAACUCCCAGGGUUCCCUCCUCGCGGCAGGAGAAGGGCGGGGAAGCAGGGGCGGGGCCAAGGGGGCGGAGAAUGGGCGUGGCGUCCUCCUCGAGGCCCCUCCCCCGAGCCGGGCUGCCAGCCAUGGGCUCCUCCGGGGAGGAGAAGGACCCCUUCCGGGAGAGCUGGCUCCGCUACCUGGGAUACACCAACGAAGUCGGGGAGUCCUUCCGGGCCGUGGUGCCCGUCUCCGUGGUCUGGGCCAGCUAUGGCAUCGCCACCGCUUACGUAACCGCCGACGCUGUCGAUAAGGGCAAGAAGGCUGCCACUGCUGCUGAGGAAGAGGGCCGGGCCAGGCGGGCCACGGUGGCGGUGGCGGACACCUUCGUCUGGCAGGCCCUGGCCUCUGUCGCCAUCCCCGGCUUCACCAUCAACCGCAUCUGUGCCGCCUCCCUCUACCUCUUGGGCCGCAUGACCCACUGGCCCCUGGCGGCCCGGAAGUGGGCCACGACGGCCCUCGGGCUCUCGGCCAUCCCCUUCAUCAUCAAACCCAUUGACAGGUCGGUGGAUUUCUUGAUGGACUCCAGCCUUCGGAAACUCUACAAGGCGAAGGAGAAACCCCCUACUUCCUUCUGAGAUGAUGAUGAUGAUGAUGAUGAUGAUGGAGCACAUGGCCGCCCUUGGGUUGCCUCUGCUCCCUUGGCCUCUACCUCUCCCUGGAUAUCCAGGGUUUUAAAUUCAUUGGAAUCCAACUAGCAGGAGCCACGGAUCUGUCUUGAAUUAUGUUGUAUGUUAUGUCUUGAAAUUGGGUUGUCUGGGUGCAAGUGUGGAUGGGGAGACAUUUUAAGUUGCAAUAAAUUAAACAUUAACUGCC
This is a messenger RNA of Sceloporus undulatus (fence lizard), 1634 nucleotides long. It is a transcript of the gene MTFP1, whose product is annotated as mitochondrial fission process 1. Gene Ontology annotation, cellular component: mitochondrion. The transcript is spliced from 4 exons. Lineage: Eukaryota; Metazoa; Chordata; Lepidosauria; Squamata; Phrynosomatidae. The coding region runs from base 854 to 1396 and encodes 180 amino acids. The record is from RefSeq and is a predicted model, not a curated record. Gene Ontology annotation, biological process: mitochondrial fission.